UGCAUGCAUUGUAUCACUACAAUACUACAGUGUUCGACACAUCAUGAAGUUAAAACUCCCCAAUCCAGGCCUGAAGGACAGGAUAUUGUCCCAUCAGCAACUGGACAAGCUGGAGGAGGAAGAGGCUGGAGACAGACCGAAAUGGGAGAACAAGACCCAGUACAUGCUAACCUGUGUUGGGUUUUGUGUGGGACUUGGAAAUGUUUGGCGUUUCCCCUACCUGUGUCAGAGUCAUGGAGGAGGUGCUUUUAUGAUACCAUUUCUGAUCCUGCUGGUUCUUGAAGGAAUCCCGCUUCUACAUCUUGAGUUUGCCAUCGGGCAACGCUUAAGAAGAGGCAGUUUGGGAGUGUGGGCUACAAUCCAUCCUUAUUUGACUGGCAUUGGUAUUGCAUCCAUGUGUGUCUCUCUGACGAUCAGUCUCUAUUACAACACCAUCAUUGCCUGGAUUCUCUGGUACCUCUUCAACUCAUUUCAAGAACCUCUGCCUUGGAGUCAAUGUCCUAUGAAUGCCAAUUUAACAGGCCUUGUCUCAGAGUGUGAGAGGAGCUCCCCUGUGGAUUAUUUCUGGUACAGGAAGACCCUGAACACAACUCCAACGAUUGAAGAAGACGGCGGUCUGCAGUGGUGGAUACUGUUAUGUCACAUUUGUGCGUGGUCUAUGCUCUACAUCUGCAUCAUUCGUGGUAUUGAGACCACAGGGAAGGCUGUGUAUGUGACUUCGACCCUUCCCUACGUGGUGCUGACAAUAUUUCUGAUCAGAGGGUUGACCCUGAAGGGCUCUUUGAAUGGAGUUAAGUUUCUCUUCACGCCAGAUUUAACAGAGCUGGCGAAGCCAUCAACAUGGCUCGAUGCGGGUGCUCAAGUUUUCUAUUCCUUCUCUCUGGCUUUUGGUGGUCUUAUUUCCUUCUCUAGCUACAACUCUGUGCAUAACAACUGUGAACAGGAUGCCGUGAUCAUCUCUUUCAUCAAUGGUAUCACCUCCGUUUACGCUGCAAUGGUCAUUUACACCAUUAUUGGUUUCAGAGCAACAGAGAGAUUUGACAACUGUCUUUCUGGAAACAUUCUAGCAUUACUAAAUGCGUUUGAGCUUCCUGAGGGCGACAUCACUGACAGCAACUACAAUCAGGUCGUUCAACGUCUUAAUGAAACAUAUCCUCAGGUUAUUCAAGAGCUGGAUCUGAAGACCUGCAACCUAAAUACUUUUCUCAGUGAGGGAGUUGAAGGAACUGGUUUAGCCUUCAUUGUGUUCACUGAGGCUAUCACCAAGAUGCCCUUCUCACCGGUGUGGGCCGUCCUUUUCUUCAUAAUGCUCUUCUGUCUCGGCCUGUCUUCUAUGUUUGGUAACAUUGAGGGAGUUCUAGUGCCACUGCAAGACCUCAAAGUUUUCCCUAAGACGUGGCCAAAAGAGGCCGUCACUGGUGUAACAUGCAUGUUCUGCUGUCUGGUGGGUCUGAUAUUUCUCCAAGGCUCAGGGAACUAUUGGCUUUCACUCUUUGACACCUAUGGAGGAUCCAUCCCUCUGUUGGUUGUUGCAUUCUGCGAGAUGUUCUCAGUGGUGUACAUAUAUGGGAUAGACAGGUUCAAUGAUGAUAUUAAGUUCAUGAUUGGACACAAACCCAACUUCUUCUGGCAGGCGACAUGGAGAGUCAUCAGCCCGCUCAUUAUGCUUUUCAUCUUGGUCUUUUACUUCAUCACUAAAGUAUCUGAAAAGAUCCUUUACAAAGCUUUGGAUCCUGAAUCGGAUAAAUUCCCUACACUGGAGGACAAGCUAUAUCCAGUCUGGAUCUAUGUGAUCAUCUUUAUAUUGGCAGGGAUACCCAGUAUUGCUGUGCCUUUAGUUUGUGUCUGGAAAUGUUUAAAGAAAAAGAAAAGGGAUAAGUCACAUCUCUAUAAUAUCUCUGACUAAAUUCACAACAAUGAGAGCAAAAAAUCCCCAGCCUAAUAUGUUAAAAUCCCCAAUUUAAUCUUUUUCUUUUUCAAGAACAUUUAAGUGAUUGCUAUCAUGGUUUAAUCCAUGCAAAUUUAAAACAGGAGGCAGAGCUUUUCUGAACAGAACUCCCUGUUUCCCCAGCCACCAGUGACCGCAUGUUAAGCUCUCACUUCUUAGCAGUGAAUCAGGUGACAAUAAGAAAAGCUGCAAAAUUCACAGUUAAAUAAGAAUUUGCUUUAAGGUCGGCCUGUUUCCUAUUAAUUCAAAGACUUCUUCUACCACAGUGACUUAUUAGCUUACUCCGCUAUAAUUUAUUUAUGAAGUAGUGAUGUGGCUUUCUGCAAGUCCUUACUUUCAAGUUGUAAACUAUGGCCUCAAACAAUAUUGUUGAGUGAAGUUGAAACCAAAUUUGAAUACUAUUUUACUCAUAAUGGAAAUGUUUUCUAUGGCUAUUAAUGGAUGGCAUUAUAGUGUACAGUCCAUGUGUUUAUGAUCUGGUUGCUUUUAUGAACAUGGAACGCACAUUUAGCCACAAUAUUUGAAGUGAAAAUCCUGCAGUGUGCUCUAUAUCAUUAUAUAUUCUUGAAGCUCUAUUGCAUAGAGACGCUCUAUAUCUGUUCUUAAAUUUCCGCUGAGCAGGUGGGCCCUGACACGAAGUUUCCUAUAACUUUGGGUGAGACAUUGCUAAAAGUAUAUAUAACAAAUUUGCAUUUUGUGUGAAAUUACUGCAAAGAAAUUGAUGGCAAAUGUAGUGAUUUGGAUCUUAAUAUAAGAUAGUAGAUUUCUAUACCAGGGCCCCAUCGUGGGUUGAUCCUUUAGUGGGGUUAAUUAUGAUUUGACAGCUAUUGUCUACUAUGUGAUUAAAUAAUUAGAUUUUGAGACUGGGAGGAGGUGCUGCCCCAGAAGGAAGCUGAGCCAUGUAAUGAAGGUACACAUAUCUGUCCAGCUGGGGUCACUAUUGUGACGUGUUUGAGAAGUGAAUUAAAUAUUGAUUAAAUCAGUACAUUUUUAAUCCUCUAGUUUGCCAUUUGUUACGUAAAUUACACUAUGUGUGCUUUAUGAAUCUACUCUGUGUUCCCAGUGAGGAAUAAUGGAUGUGACUGAUUGUAGUCUGUGUGAAUAUGACACAGAAUAGAAAUUCAGUACAAGGCAUUGUGAAUAGUGUUUUUUGUGAUUAAGUCUGAUAAGAAACUCCAUACACACUACAUGCUUUUUUGUCUGGUGUAAGUGAUGGUUGGUAAUUACCGUUGACUGAAAUAACUGAAGCUGUGUGCAAACAACAUUAAUGUAAACUGUAUUAUGUACAGUAAAUAAUUAAAAGGCUUGCGUGUGAUCACA
This is a messenger RNA of Sebastes umbrosus (honeycomb rockfish), 3268 nucleotides long. It is a transcript of the gene slc6a19b, whose product is annotated as solute carrier family 6 member 19b. The record is from RefSeq and is a predicted model, not a curated record. NCBI's taxonomy places the organism in Eukaryota, Metazoa, Chordata, Actinopteri, Perciformes, Sebastidae. The coding region runs from base 44 to 1906 and encodes 620 amino acids. The transcript has 12 exons. Gene Ontology annotation, cellular component: plasma membrane. Gene Ontology annotation, biological process: sodium ion transmembrane transport.